This is a messenger RNA of Angiostrongylus costaricensis, 453 nucleotides long. NCBI's taxonomy places the organism in Eukaryota, Metazoa, Nematoda, Chromadorea, Rhabditida, Metastrongylidae. The record is from the annotation of a GenBank genome assembly.
AUGUCUAAGGAACAUGAUCUAAAGCGGGAACUGAACGAGCUCAUAAAGAAACGUGCCGAAAUAGCUGAAACUUUGGAGGCGUUGGAGAAUCAAAUUUACAACUUUGAGGGGUCAUAUCUUGAAGAAACAGCAGAAUAUGGAAAUGUCAUAAAAGGAUGGGAUCGCUACGCUUUAGCAAUGCCUCCAUCAAAAUCAGGUGUAAAACUGGAAAAGAAAACACUGUCGCGAAAAUAUGACAAAGAUGCUGAUCGGCUAUUCUCGUACUCUUCAACAACAUCUCCGGCUCAACCUCCAUCAACAAUAACAUCGUCGGGAGCUCCUUUAACUCCAACACUGACGAGAAACGAUACCGUUGAUGAUGAAGCAGUGAGUAGGAGCAGCCGUAAGGGCAAUGUUCCAUACUUACAAAUUCCAGCUGUAGAACCGAAAAUCCUUGAAUGCAAAGGUUAUUAG